GUUAUCAGUGAGUUAGCUAGCUGUCUGGACUGACCGGCUUGGUUUUUUAAAAUAAAUAUAUCGCUGGACCGACGAGCUACGAUGUUUCAUUUGGGGUUUACUUGAAGAUAAUCACACAACAACAGUUUGAAAGAAAAACACUGCAGCUUUCCCAACAGACUUGAUAAACCUUGUUGUUUAGUGUGUGUUUGCAAGACCUGGGAGACAUGUGGUUUUCUUUGAUUAGUACUGCACCUAAGUGGGUUCUGAAGAAAAUGUAGGAAAUGGUGAGGAGGACAGUGAGGACAGAAACUAUUCUCCAGCAGCUGUGGUCUUACCCUCUUGUGCUACCAUAAAGCAUCAAAGAAAAGGAAACACAGAGAGGAAGAGAACGGAGGAAAAGUAGGAGUGGGUCACCGCUGUGACCAGGCAAGGGCUUCAGUCAUUUGCAGCACUGGAAGAACAGCCUGACAGACUGGAAGGGGUGAGUGGGUGACCACAGAAAGAGAGAGAGACGGGGACUGACGGAGGAGCAAAGGUUUGGAGGAGGAGGAGGAGGUCUAGGAGGGGCUGGAAAGGCCACUCUUCAUGGCUACUGACCCAGGAGAGCCCACAGGCACCGAGGACUCCUCGGAGAAACCUGAUGGACAGAGGGAGGAGGACACGGACCGGGAGGGAAGGACCGACCAACAAAGGGAGAGGACACACAGCACCCCCUCAGACUUCUCCUCCCCCCAGACUCAGGAGAGGAGAGCGACAGGAGGAGAAGAUGGAGGAAUCAGACGACUGAGGAGGGAGAAGCGCUUCUUCAGAAAGAGUGUUGAGAUUUGUGAGGAGGAAGAUGAGGUGGUGGUGCCCCCCGAGGCACCCCACAGUGCCCCCCAACUGGAGCUGCGUUCCUCAGAGUCAGUCUUCACCAGUAGCGCCCAGCAGCAAGGGGCUGCUUCAUCUUGUGCUGCCCUGGGCCAUGACCCAUCUUGUCCCAGCUCCAGCCAGGAGCCUGGCAAGGAUGCUCCUUCCUCCACACCCACCCAAAGGGGGAAGGAGAGGGACCGUGAGCAGGAAGAGGAGGCGGAGAUGAAGGCUGUCGCCACGUCUCCUGGAGGCAGGUUCCUCAAGUUCGACAUUGAACUGGGCAGAGGAGCCUUCAAAACUGUGUAUAAAGGCCUGGACACUGAGACUUGGGUGGAGGUGGCUUGGUGUGAACUUCAGGACCGCAAGCUCACCAAGGCGGAGCAGCAACGCUUCAAGGAGGAGGCUGAGAUGCUGAAGGGGCUUCAGCACCCCAACAUCGUCCGCUUCUAUGAUUCCUGGGAGUCCGUGCUCCGUGGCAAGAAGUGCAUCGUACUGGUCACUGAACUCAUGACUUCAGGAACACUCAAAACUUACCUUAAGCGCUUUAAGGUGAUGAAACCGAAGGUCCUGAGGAGUUGGUGCAGGCAAAUUUUGAAGGGCCUUCACUUCCUUCACACCAGGACUCCUCCAAUUGUCCACCGAGACCUCAAGUGUGACAACAUUUUCAUAACAGGCCCCACAGGAUCGGUCAAGAUAGGUGACCUCGGACUGGCCACUCUGAUGAGGACCUCCUUUGCUAAGAGUGUCAUAGGAACACCGGAGUUCAUGGCCCCAGAGAUGUAUGAGGAGCAUUAUGAUGAGUCUGUGGAUGUUUAUGCCUUUGGAAUGUGCAUGCUGGAGAUGGCUACUUCAGAGUACCCUUACUCUGAGUGCCAAAAUGCCGCUCAAAUCUAUCGCAAAGUCACAAGCGGUAUAAAGCCAGCCAGUUUUGAUAAAGUGAAUGACCCAGAGAUAAAAGAGAUCAUCGAAGGCUGCAUUCGUCAGAACAAAAGCCAGAGACUCUCCAUCAGAGACCUCUUGAACCACGCAUUCUUUGGGGAGGACACAGGGGUCCGGGUGGAGCUGGCAGAGGAGGACACAGGCACCCAGGACUGCUUGGCUCUCCGGAUUUGGGUUGAAGAGCCUAAGAAGCUGAAGGGGAAACACAAAGACAAUGAGGCCAUUGAGUUCAGCUAUGACCUUGAGAAUGAUAGUGCUGAGGAGGUGGCACUAGAGAUGGUGAAGUCAGGUUUCUUCCAUGAGAGUGAUGCCAAGGUGGUGGGAAAAUCCAUCCGGGACCGAGUAAAUCUGAUCAAAAAGUCACGGGAACGUCGUCAGCAGCAGCUCCUCCAGCAGAACCAGGGCUUUGAAGAAAGAAGAGACUCCAAUCUUACCUCCUACACCUUUUCUCAUCCCCCCUCACCCAUUAAUGUUCUCACUACAUCCAUGUCAGUCAGUGAUCCUGCUGGACUAGUGGGGAGCAUUGUGCCCCUCGCUCAGCAGACCCAACCCCCUGCCACUCCCAUGCAGCUCACUGACAUCAUACCCCAGGCAGCACCCCAGCAAACACAGCCUGUCAUGAUCCCUCAGCAGACUAUUGUCCAACAACAACAGAUAGGGAUGGAUCCCCAGACCUCCACCCUUCAACAGCAGCCACAACAGCAAAUGGAGGGCCAGGCCAGUGUGCUCGAAAAACAACAAGUUAGUGCCCCUCAGCCACCGACGGAACAGCAGCAACAGAGCCUUUCAGCUACAGCUGUCCAGAAACAUCAGCAUGAGCCUCGGCAGCAGAUCUAUCUACAGCAGCCUGUUCCACCUGUCCAGCCCACUCCUCAGCAGCAAGUGUUACCUAUACAAACAGGUAUGGAGCAGCGAGCUAUGUCAUUACCACAGCCAGGGGAGCAACUUCACACUUAUAAACAGCAACCUCACGAGCAGACCACAAUACAAUCUCAACAACUGCAACAACAGCUUCAGCAACAGCAAACCGUGUUACAGCAGCAGCAACAACAAGCUUUACUGCUUGAGCAACAUCAGAUGUAUGUCCAGCAGCAGCUUGAUCAGCAGCAACAAAAAGCACUGCUUCAACAGCAGCAGCAACAGGCCCAACUACAACAGCAUCAACAGCAAGCACUUAUACACAAGCAAUUGCUGGAUCAACAGCAGCAAGCUCUUAUUCAGCAGCAACAAGAGCAGCAGCAACAACCACAAGGUCUUGUACAUCAACAACAACAGCAACAACAGCAACCACAACAAGCACUUUUACCACAGCAAUUAGAGCAACAACAACAACAGCCUACUCCACAGCAACAGCAGCAGAGCCAGUUAUAUCCACAAAUUGGACAACACCAAGCUGGAACACAAAAAGAACCAGAGAAGCAGCAGCAAAGUGGACAACAGCAGCAACAAAUUGUAUUGCAGCAGCAACCCCAACAGAAUCAACAGCAAAUGGAACAGCAAUUGCAGCAGCAAGCCUUAUUCCGACAAAUGGAACAACAACAGCAACAAGCACUAAUACAACAGCAUUUGCAACAGCAGGCUAUUUUGCAACAGCAGCAGCUACAACAGAAAGCUCAACUACAGCUUCAGCAACAAGAGCAGCAACAAGUGCAACUCAAGCAGCAGAUAGAGCAGCAGCAGCAAGCUCUGUUACAACAACAGUUAGAACAGCAGCGUCAGCAACAAGUCCUGUUACAACAACAACAAGCAGAGAGAUUACAGCAACAGGCUCUGAUACAGCAACAGAUUCAAGAGCAGCAGCAACAACCACAAGGUCUUGUACAUCAACAACAACAGCAACAACAGCAACCACAACAAGCACUUUUACCACAGCAAUUAGAGCAACAACAACAACAGCCUACUCCACAGCAACAGCAGCAGAGCCAGUUAUAUCCACAAAUUGGACAACACCAAGCUGGAACACAAAAAGAACCAGAGAAGCAGCAGCAAAGUGGACAACAGCAGCAACAAAUUGUAUUGCAGCAGCAACCCCAACAGAAUCAACAGCAAAUGGAACAGCAAUUGCAGCAGCAAGCCUUAUUCCGACAAAUGGAACAACAACAGCAACAAGCACUAAUACAACAGCAUUUGCAACAGCAGGCUAUUUUGCAACAGCAGCAGCUACAACAGAAAGCUCAACUACAGCUUCAGCAACAAGAGCAGCAACAAGUGCAACUCAAGCAGCAGAUAGAGCAGCAGCAGCAAGCUCUGUUACAACAACAGUUAGAACAGCAGCGUCAGCAACAAGUCCUGUUACAACAACAACAAGCAGAGAGAUUACAGCAACAGGCUCUGAUACAGCAACAGAUUCAAGAGCAGCAGCACCAAGCGGCCAUCAUACAGAUUCAGCAAACUGAAAAACAAGACACUGUUCCUAUUCCACAAAGCAACAGUGAGCAGCAGAUUCAGCAGCAACCAACUGAUAUACAGCACGUGUGUAUCCCUCAACUAAACACCACUCAGUAUACACCUCAUUCCACUCUCACACAACAGCAGGUUAUAGAGCAACAACAGCAAGUAACAUUGAUGCAGCAGCAGAAAGCAUUUGUUGCCCAGCCGCAGCACCAUACCUCUGUAAUGCAACCUCAAAUCCCAGCUGGAGCUCCAGCCAUCACUGAAGUGAUUCAGCACCAAACUCAAACUGUUCCACAGGCCCAGAUCCCCAUGGCCAUUCAGACUGCGCAGAUCCCUCUCCAGACAUCUGCUGUUGUCCCAGCUCAAAUAUUUACCCAGCAAGGACAAAAUGAGGCUCAUCCCCAGAAACAGGGCCGGGCCCCAGUCCAAUUUAUAGCCCAGUCCACAGCCCAAGCAGCUCAGUCUAUGAUUGAUGCCCAUGUAACUCCUCCAGCAGCAGUAAUCCAGGGACAGACUCAAAUCAUCCAGACCCAGCAAAUUCCUCUGCACACUAGUUACCCAGGACCGGUCACUCCCACAAAGAGCCAGGUAACUGCUCAGACGUUAAUCCAGACUCAGCCUCUGCAACCAACAAUUACUCAGUCCCAGCAACCACAUGGCCAGGGCCCAACUGUUGACAUUCAGAUGAUGGGCCAACAAAGCCAAGGUGCUGUCCAGCCUCCAGCUGCAAUUGCUUCAAUUCCCAGUCAAAUCCAACAUGAGUCUCGUGCUCAGCAAAAUGCCCCAAUGCCAGGGCUCAUGCAGCCCCAGCUCCAGCAACAAACUCAAGGCCAGCCACCUAGCCAGGUUGAUGCUCAGGCUGCCGCUGGCCUUUUGACCCCUCAGUAUGUCCCCCAGCUUACCCACCAAGCCAUGCCAUCUGUACAACAGGACAUAACUCAUAUUACACAACAGCAGCAGCAACAGCAGCCAGUACUGCAGUAUCAGCAGAUGAUUAUGUCUCCUGGCCCAGCUGGUGUUGGAACUAAAACAGAUAAUCUCAGCUCUGUAGUUGACCCUGCAAACUUUGUUGCCACUCCUCAUCCUGUGCAGCAGACUGGACAAGCCUAUGUUUCAGGCCAAGUUGUUCAGGCCCAACAGCAGCCUCUAGGAGGCACUCCUGACCCUUCAGUCAUUCAGCCCAUCUCCCAGCCUGCUAUGCCUCAGUCUACUGAGCAAUACCAGCAACAGCUGCAGAAACUUUCUCAAGUGCAGCAGCCACUAGCUCCAACUCCUCUGCAAGCUCAGUUACUGGCACAGCCCAUCGCAACUUCCCUCCAGCAACCACCUCCUGUAAAGCAGGCUUUGAUACCCCUAGAUGAGAGUCAGCUCCACCCACAGUGUCCAACUGCUUCUCAUCUUGUGACCCAUCCUCCUGCCCAGAUAGUCUCUAAUAAUGUGGCUGAGCCUCAGUCCCAGAACAGGACCCUUCCCCUCUAUAGUCAUCUAGUGGCAGGUGCCACUCCAUCUCCACAACACCAGGCCAAGCAGAUGUUGCCAGCUCACACACACACACAAACCAGCAUCCAGGCCCAAACACACUCCCAAACACAGACACACAUUCAGACACAGGCUCAUUCUCACACUCAGACACACAGUGAGACACCUAUUGCUGAACAGCCUGUUCUCCCCAGUGCUGUCUUUCCUGUGCAACAAUUGCCCCUCAGCCCAUCUCAUACCUCAUGUCCCCCAACAACACUACCAUCUCUCCCAUCCCACCAUCCUGCUGCUGCCCCUGCUCCAGAGCUGCUUACAUCUCCGUCAGUGGCCCAGGUAACCUUACCAGGGCAGGUCGACUUUAUCCCCACCUCCCCUCCGCCUGUCACUACUCUACAAUCGCUUGAUUCUAAUGCCCCCAAACUGCCCCCAGCCUCGCUGCAAGACUGUGACCUUUCCCUGCUGGGCAUUGCUCAGGAUGGUCCAUACCUGUCAAGUACAGAACAUCAUUCCUCUUCAGGGUCUGUUCCAGCUAAUGGAGAAGAGACUCUUCAGGUCUUGGCCAAUGGGAAAUUAGAGAAAUUAAAAACUCAAAGAAGAGCUUCCUGUCAGAGGCCUGAGAAAGUUUCACAUCAGUUUCAACUGAGCAUGCUCCAGGUGUCCGGGAGCGGGGACAAUAUGGUGGAAUGCCAAUUGGAGACCCAUAGCAACAAGAUGGUGACAUUUAAAUUUGACAUUGAAGGAGAUGCACCUGAGGACAUAGCAGAUUACAUGGUGGAGGAGGACUUUGUCCUUGAUGUGGAGAAAGAGAAAUUUGUCGAGGAGCUUAGAGCAAUAGUUAAGAAAGCCCACGAAAUUCUUCAAACACAUUCACAGACUGGAUCAACUGACCAGCUACAUGUGAGCACUCCCACUGGCUCAACGACGGACGCAGUGCCCCAUUCCUCCCCAGUGGGACGCUGGCGCUUUUUUAUCAACCAGACCAUCCGCCAUAGAGACUCUCUUUCCAGCCAGGGAGCGGACACACCACCACCAACUACAGAAACAAGGAUACCCCAGUCUCCUAAAACAGAGAAAGAAAGUGAAGGAUCCCAGCGAAUGGAGUCCUUUACUGGAAUGGCCUCUCCCCCCUGCCCCACCCUCUCUGCUACCUCCCCUCCCGUCUCUACUGUCUCAGCCCCUGCCUCCAUGUCCCCUCCAGCCACCGCUCCCCAUGCUCCUCACACUACUGCCUCUGAAAGCAUCGCUGCACCAGCCUCCACUCUUGAAGUCCCUGUCACUGCUUCAGUUGGUCUUGAACUGCCGGUCCUCACCUCCGCUUCUGCUGACCAAAUUUCCGGUGCUCCCUCAUCCAUAGCAAUACCUGCUGCUGCCAACCUCCCCACCGCUCCUACCGUUGUGUCUCCCACAUCUACUGCCGUUCUUCCUGAUAUUACUUCUCCUGGAACCAGUGGUUGCUCUACUGUAGGUCAAAAUAUAGGGGAUACAGCAAUAACUGCUCCAAGGUCAUGUGUGCCUGCAGCGGACCAGUCCUCAAGCUCUUUUCAUUCCCCUCCUGCUGCUGCAGUGGCCUCUUCAGCGGUAAGCCAACUUGGCAUGGAGCAGCAGCAGACACUUACACAGUUGGCCAAACCAGCCCUACAACAACCACAACCACGGCCACAGCUACAGCCUGCAUCACAGCAGCAGGUACCAGCGGCUCAGCAGCAACUGCAGGCAAUGCAGCUUGAACAACAGGCACAACAGAUACAACAGGCAACAUCACAACAACAAUCACAACAUCAAGUGUACCAAGAACAAAUUCACCUGCAGCAGGAACGAGCUCUGCAACAGUCUCUCCAGCAGUUACAACAACAGCAACUCAUGCAGAAACAAAUACCACUUCAGCAACAGCUGACUGAGGUGCAGGUGCUGCCUCGGCCAGGUCAUACAGAAGUGUUAAAACAGUCUGUGCCUCUGCAGCAGUUUCUGCCACCAGUGCCCCUACAGCAGACCCAACGACCCCUUCCUCAACAGCAAACACAACAGUAUUCCCCACAGUUGCUGCAACAGCCUCAGUUACAGCAGUUACCACAGCAGGUUAUGGCACCACUAGCACAACAGCAGGCCCACAUUGAUAACCAGCAGCAGCAACAGUUACACCUACAACAGACAAUACAAUUACAGCAACAGCAAAUGGUGCAACAGCAGCUACAGCAGCAGCAACAUCAGCAACAUCAGCUGCUUAUGGGUGCUGUGGCUUUAAAGCCAGAUCAAAACCAAAAGUUACCAAUGUCAAUUAGUCAACAGUUUCUUCAACAACAGGCGCAGCAAAGUGUUAGCCCUGGACCGCAACAGCAGAUUCAACAACAAACCCAAAUCCCCGCUGAGCUGGCACAACAACAUAUACAGUCACAGAAACAGCUACAACACACUGAGCAGCAGCAGGAGGUUGUUAAAGCCAUGGACACACCCCAGAGACAGCAGCAGUUUUCACUCCAGAAGCAGUCCUCUUUACAUAUGUCAGAGUCAGAGGUGUCCACAGGAGAGACAAGUUUCACAGAGGACACAGGCAGCUACUCUGCCCCUUUUCACCCUUCCUCUGACUCUUCUUUGCCACCUCUUCAUCUGGGCACUGCUGACGCCCCCUUACCCACUCUCUCCCUCACAAUGACACCAUCCCCUGCUCAACCUUCCUCUGUAGCCGAGUCAGACAGUGAAGGCCCCCCCAAAAUUGAAUUUGUAGACAACCGUAUAAAGACAUUGGAUGAAAAGCUGAGGAACUUGUUGUAUCAGGAGUACAGCGGCGGGGCAGCAUUGGCCGGAGGAGCUGCCUCUGGCCCAACAUCAGCUGCCUCCACAUCAGCAGGAGGAGACGAGUCAUCUGAGCCGCAGUCGCUUCACCACUUGUCUUUCCUCCCACCUGCCUCGUCCUCAGAUACUUCCCCCCACUCCUCGUCCUCCUCUACAUCUUCCACCACCUCCCGUUCCUCCUCCACCUCCCCUGACCCAGAGAGAGAUAGAGGACGAGAGGAGGACACUUCCUCAGAAAUGCCCACCUCUGCGGAGCUGGGUCCAGUGGAGCAGCAGCCUGGCCCAUCUCUCCCUUCCACCUCUGCCUCCUCAACACCGCCUCUCAAACAGGAUGACUCUGCCAGGCCCCAGCGCCCACCUGUACCAGGAGAACCAACCAUUCUUGCUGUACCUCCUAACUCUGACACCAGUACCACUGGAGAAGCAUCGUGGCCCCCCAAUCAGCACCCGAUCCCCCUCCGGCAUGGACAGCAGCAGCACAAUGCAGGAGAUGGACGUUCCGGCAGUCAGGCUCUUAGAGAGGAGAAGGCGGCGGCAGCCCUAAAUCCACCUCAGUCACGCAAAGGACGAUUUCAGGUGACUCCAGUGCCCCAGACCUCUCCCCCAUCAGACCAUCAGCCAUCAGGGCACGGUAGUACUCACAGGAAAGUGGGACGCUUCUCUGUAACCCAGGCUGAGACUAAGAAAGAGGACGGGCAGACUCUCGGCGCCCCGGUGUCUCCUCAUUUGGAGAGGGAGAGGAGGAGAUCUCGGGGAAAGGAAGGGGAGAAAGAUGAAGGUAAGAGGACCCCAGCAAUGGCCCAUCUGUCUCGAGCUCAUGGACACAGCCACUCACCCCUGGGCAGUAGCGAUGAUGAUGAUGAGAGUGAGCUGGAGGAUGAAGACCUGAGAAGAGAACUACACAAGCUCCGAGAGAAGCACAUCAAAGAGGUGGUAUCCCUUCAGGCCCAGCAGAACAGAGAGCUGCAGGAACUUUACAGACAGCUUCGUUCCCUCAAAGACCAAAGGCAGAGUCUGCCUGUCUCCCUUUCCCGAACCCCUCCACUGCCCACGGCACCUCCUGUCCUCUCUCCUCGGAGGCCCAGGCCAGCCAAAAUCAAACUCCGGCCCCGGCCUCACUCUCACAUGGAUAACAACGGAGUUACGCACUCUGGGAUUCAGCAGUCAAGUAGUUUUUCAGGUGGUGAACAGAAUAGACUGCCCCUAUACUGCAACCCAGAGCACCGCCCGUCACCGCCUGCUAAGAGAGAUCAUAGUCCUCUAAGAAAAAGCACAUUCACAGAUGAAUUGCACAAACUUGUUGAUAAUUGGACAAAGGAGAUGGUGGGCCCCGCCCCACCCAAGCCUUCACUGAAUCAGAUCAAGCAGAUACAGCAGGUGCAGGAGUUCGGAGGCUGGAGCCAGCCAACUGAGGUGGCUCCACCAGGUUGGUUUCCAGUGGCACCACUGACCCCACAGGCAUCCCCGACCCCUGCCAGCUUGCCUGUGGCAGUCCCAUCCCAUUACACAGGUGGAGGGAGCCUGUCCACCCUGCCCUCUCCAGGACCUCCACCACAAACACACAUGGUGCCACAGAUGCAGCAAAGUUUACACCUCCAUCAGUCUCUCCCCCUCCAGCAGAUACCCUAUCAGCAGUCCCCACUCCGCCAGCAGGUACCACAGCCCCGGAUGCAAACUCCCAUACAGUCUCAGUCGCUACCACAGACACAGCCCAGUACCCAGUUACCCAACUCACCACCUCAAAGCCAACCACUGCUGCCUUCCCAAAUGCCCACAUCUCCAGCGUCCACGGCACCGUCUCUGCUGCCCGGCAGUGGCACCAUUGCACCCACAGAUAGUACUGCUGCUGCUGGGGGGUCCUGUUCCUGUUCCUCAACCUCUUCCACCUGUUCCUCCUCUUGCUCUACUGCUGCUCUACCUUCCAGUGCCAAAAUUCACCCAACGACCCCCACCUCCACUCUUCCUCUGGGACAGAAAUGAAACCAAGGCGAAGUGUGAGGUCGAUAUAAAGGUGUAAGAGAAGGAAAUACUAAGUUGAUCAGGAUGUAAAGCAGAUCCAUUUGGAGUGUUAGUUCUGUGUAUGCAUGAGAGAGUUGUGACUGCAAUUAAUAUAUGGAUUAAAGUGUACUUCUGGAUGAGAUGGAGAGUGAAUGUGAGACAUGAUAGAUUCUAGUAUGUAGAGAAGAAGAGAAAAAGAAGACAGAGGGUAAUAUGGAACACAGCAGCCGGGAUUUAUGAAUCAUGGUAUGUUUGGGUAUUGAGAUGUAUAAAUUCUUUAAUGUAUGAGUGUGUGCAUUUAUGAGUGUGGGUGAGUGUUUAUGGAUUAUCCUAGUACAUAUCCCUUAUGUCCUUUGACACAAAUUAACGUUCAUGUUUUUGUUUUCAAACCGACUCAGUGGGACCUGAACUCUCCCUAAGCAGAGGCAAGAAGGACAAAUUAUUUGACAGUGUGUUGACUUUUUUGGUUAAUUUGUCAAUGCUUACAGUGAAAGGACUAUCAAUUUUAAAAGUGCAAUUAGUAAUGGUCAUCUGAUUUGAUCAGCAUGUAUUGUAUUGAUUUGUCUGUAAGGCAUAAAAUAUUUUUAUAGAAGCACAGUGAUGAAACCCAGACGCAUAGAGCAUUUUUCAUGAUCGUUACAUGAUCUUUUAAAAACCGCUGGCCUACAGCACAAGGCGUUUCAAUGGGCAAUGAAAAAAAAAAUGAAACAACAGCAUGUUACACAGUAGAGCACGGUAAAGUUAUCUGGCUACCAUCAUUACCACAAUUGCGACCAAAUACAUUGUUGCAUUGUUGUGCACCGUAAAGCAUGUGCUUAAUUUGGAUUAUUUUGAGUUUUUAAUAUAAGAAGCAGUCUGAAUGACGAUGAGUGAUAUGAUAUUAAUUCAGAGGAAUUCUUAAUAUUAUGGUAAAUUGAAAUAUGCCAUCUAUAUUCAGUGGAUACCUGGGUGGACUCAGCCCAAGACUGCAUGACCUUAUGACUAACUUGACUUGCCUGAGUGCAAACUGCUUGCACUUGCUCUUUAUUCAUGAAUCUCACAUCUACUGUUUGCAGCCUACUGAGAUAAUUAAUCAAACAUUUGCUUUCAGUAUGACACAUUUUCACAUUUGAGAUCUGUGCUUUCAGUUUGAGCUCCACAUAUCAAAGUAUAUCACAGUGUCAUGCUGAGGAGGAGAACAAAAAAGAAAUAAAACUGCCAAGUUAAUAUAGACUGGGGAGACCAUAUGGGUAAUUCUCAUAUUGCCUUUUAAAAUUACUGCAUUUUUUGUGAGUGUGUGAGUGUAUAUUUUUUAUGUGUGACAAAGCUUUGUGAUAGUCCCAUGGUAUAUUGCAUUUUAAACUGCACCCCUGUUUCUUUCAUUCAAAGCGGCCUCUCAAUUGUCACUUUGCCCAACUGAAAAUGUUUACUCUGCUAAUGUCUGGGCUUGUUUCUUCAAGAAACAAAACAAGGGAGAGCUUAGACCAUAUACCAGUUGUAAGUUUGAUGUCCAACACUGUUGUGGGAUCCUCACUUGCUUAUUUGUCAACUUUGUUUGGCGUUGUACAAUUUCCUUAUUUCAAUUGUGAAGUAUUUAGUCCCCAACCAUAGGCUGUCAGUGUGAGUACAUCUGUCAGAAGCUGUCAGAAGUGCAGGCCAUAAUUGUGCUUUAUGCACAAUGCAAAAGAUUUCUUAAAAGUCAAAAACGUUCCAUUAUAAUUAUACCUGCAGAGAUACACAGAGUAAUAUAUCAGCAGCAGAUAUAUUACUGUACAUUUUAUUGGGUUAUCCGUGCAUCCAUACACACAUUUGACCAUCGAUCGUCAGCCGUUAAUCAUUCUUUUGGCAUAAUAAGUAGCCUGUAGUCAAAGCAGCAUUUCUGUUUUAUUGAUGAUAGAGAUUGUGUGCCACAGAAAACGGGAGAUUGUACAAGUUGUUAAAGACUGCUAAAUGUGGGUCAAAGAAAUUUAAAACAUGAAUGGUUAAGGAGGACUAGUAUGUGAUAAAGGGUAUGGUUGUUCAGAAACUAAAAUUGCAUAAUCUAGAGUAUAACAAUGGUUUCUGUAUAUGUUGCUUUUCAAGACAACCCACAUUUUCACAGAGAUGUAGUUCAUUAUUAGUGAAGGUGAGAUACUGUGCUGUAAUGUCUGAUACUAACAUGUUGACCGCAAGCUACAGCUUAACGAUCAUGACUCAUGAUGUGGAGCUGGCUUUGUCCUUGAAGUGUUACCAAAAUGUUAUCUAAAAGAUAAAGAUUAUUUUUGUAUUUUGAAAUGGGGUUGUACAAAUUGUAAAAUUGUGUUCUCAUCACUAUAAAUCAGAGGUUAUUUGAAACUAGAAAACACUGGUUUUCAUCCCUGUUUACAUGGGACUCCCCUGCCUUGAUAUACCUCUCUGAGUCCACAUUUUUGGUCAUUUUUGAAAUCUUAUUUCAGUUUUGAACCGCGAAAACCUGAAUGAUACAUAACAGAAUGACACAAGCCUACCUGUUGGGCUGCAGGUCAAAUAUAAUGAACUUCCAAAUUAAUGCAACAAAAACCUGGGGAGUCCCAAAUGGCAUGACUGAGAACCAAUAAUAAAAGGACAUUUGGGAAAAGGAACCUUGAAAAAUAAGGUAUGUUGCUGGUGAUUUAGCCUCUGUAAAUUGUA
Molecule: messenger RNA, 13062 nt
Organism: Xiphias gladius (swordfish)
Lineage: Eukaryota; Metazoa; Chordata; Actinopteri; Istiophoriformes; Xiphiidae
Gene: wnk3
Product: serine/threonine-protein kinase WNK3
Exons: 24
Coding region: 568-10416 (3282 amino acids)
Biological process (GO): intracellular signal transduction; monoatomic ion homeostasis; positive regulation of sodium ion transmembrane transporter activity
Cellular component (GO): cytosol; cytoplasm
Molecular function (GO): potassium channel inhibitor activity; protein serine/threonine kinase activity; ATP binding
Source: RefSeq, a predicted model, not a curated record